Messenger RNA from Aureobasidium vineae, 1533 nucleotides. The record is from the annotation of a GenBank genome assembly. Lineage: Eukaryota; Fungi; Ascomycota; Dothideomycetes; Dothideales; Saccotheciaceae.
AUGGUUGAUCAACCAGCAUUCUCGGCCUGGAAGCUCCCUACUCAUAUCGAAAAAGCCUCUGUACUCGACCUUAAUUACCUCAAAGGGCGCGUCUCAUGGAUCCGAGAUGAGCUCGACCCGCUGGUUGCUCGGGAUGGUCCGAAUACCCUACGACCCGAUACUGUUAUCGUUCUCUUCAGAUUCUUUGAACAGCUACGCACAUCUUACUUGAAUCUCGAGACUAUUCGCGACUCUCGCGUACAUCUGGCCCUCAUCGAAAUCUCUAGGCGUGCCACCAGAUGGCCGGUCAGACUAAUUGAAGAGGCCGAAGAAAUUAUCUUCAAAUGGGAAUCCGAAUGGGGUCCACUUUCAAGUAUCAAAGUCAAUCUUUACGACACGGGCGGAAGGCUACAUGGCAUCAGUACUCCCGAGGAUAUUCAACGAGAAGCACUACUGCUCAAAUGGUCGCGUAAGGAAACCGCGUGGGUCAAUCCAAACUUCGCAAGGCGGAAUGGAGACCUCGGAUUUCAACCGGGAGACGGCGUCACUAACUGCUACUCACAAGCAUAUGCUUUGCUCCUGGCAGAUGGCGAUGAAGUCGAUUGCACAGAUCCAGCACACUUCACAUACCGUUCGACCCCAGGAGAUUCUAGACGAUAUCGCCUUUGCGCCGGGACCCUUGCUUCCAGACGACCAAUUCGCGUGUUACGGAGCCACACUCUGCGUAGCUUCUUCGCUCCUCGCGCUGGAAUCAGGUACGAUGGACUCUACAAGGUUUCUGGAUGGCGUAUCAUUCAGGAUCCGAAGACCAAGGCAGUCCAUUAUUACAUCUCCUUCGACCGUCUGCCUUCAGAGCCACCUCUCGGUCCAAUCUUAGAACAUCCGAACGCGGAAGAGCUGGAUGAUUACCGCGAGUACAAACGCAUUCGAAAGGAGAUCCGCCAGCAUCGCAACCUUCUACGCCAUGGUCUGCGAUUUGGCGCAAACGACACUCCUUCAACCUCUACGCAGGAUCGCAUCUCGAUACCCAAGAAGACUGAUAGCAACGACACUACGAAAACCAUAAAGAAGCCGGUCGCCAAAAGAAGAGGUAGUUCGUUGCACAUACAGACUUCGCCUUCCGAACCCGCGUCCGACUCGAACACUCCAGCAAAGUCUGACGAGAAUCCUUUCUUUGCUAGCCCGGAUCCUGAUGACAAUCCUUUCUUCUCUGGCGGACUAGAUUCACAGACCGGUCUUGGCAAGAUCAAUACGUUACGACCUGACAUGAUCAAUUACGCACCUGUGCUCCAGAAAGCUGCUUCGGCUGCUGGUGCAGCCAUUGAUCCAUUCUUUGCGAACGCUUUGGAAGAGCAUGCAGCGAAGAAGGCUGCUGCUUUUAGAUUGAGUAUUAGCCCGCCGGUAUCGCCAGCUUCAGCAAGACCAAAGAAGCUCGGUCUUGGUGGCAGGAAGUCAAUGAUAGGAUUCAUUGGUGUGAUUCCCGAGGCAGACGAGCAAAAGGGCACGCCACAUGUUAGGCGGGACUCACAAAGUCCAGUGCUGUCCAAGAGUUGA